Molecule: messenger RNA, 909 nt
Organism: Xiphias gladius (swordfish)
Lineage: Eukaryota; Metazoa; Chordata; Actinopteri; Istiophoriformes; Xiphiidae
Product: rho-related GTP-binding protein RhoV-like
Exons: 3
Coding region: 77-751 (224 amino acids)
Biological process (GO): small GTPase-mediated signal transduction
Molecular function (GO): GTPase activity; GTP binding
Source: RefSeq, a predicted model, not a curated record
GUCUUUUACAGUAGAACUGCACUCCACACAUGUGCUUCCAGGCUGCUGGGAUAAUGGAGAAAUAACUCAAGGAAAGAUGGCACAGGCUUGUCAGAGACAUGAAAGAGCAAACAGACUGAGGGAAGAACUGAGCUGCAUGCUGGUUGGCGAUGGAGCUGUGGGGAAGACCAGCAUGAUUAUCAGCUACAUCUUCAAUGGAUACAACAGCGAAUACAGGCAAACAGCUUUUGAUGUUUUCACUGGUUUGGUUCACGUGAAUGGCAUCCCAACUCGUAUCAAACUGAUAGAUACAGCUGGGCAGGAGGAGUUUGGCCAUCUCCGCUCUCUGUGCUAUGCCCACGUGGAUGUCUUCAUCCUCUGCUUCAGCCUGGUCAACCCUGUCUCCUUUGACAACAUCACCUCCAAAUGGAUCCCACAGAUCCGUGCCAGCAACCCGACCUCUCCCAUUGUUCUGGUUGGAACUCAGUCAGACCUUCGACACAACGUGGACAUCCUUAUUCAUCUGGACCAGUGGAGCACCAAACCAGUGCACUUCAGCCGGGCCAGAGGGCUGGCACACAGGAUCAGAGCUCAUGACUAUGUGGAGUGUUCGGCUCUGACACAACACAACCUCAAAGAAGUGUUUGACUCUGCUGUAUCUGCUGCCAUUAAGCACAAGCACAGUGGAACUAAAUCUAAAAAGCUCAGCCUGCUUAAACGCUUAAAGACUUCCUGUGAUUGUGGAUGGAGGAAAAUCUUCAGAUACAUCUGAUGUGGAGUCAAAGAGUGGAUUGAAUGUAAUCAGCUUGUCGGACACUGUUCUCAGAUUUUUAUGACAAACUAUGCAUUUUUAUUCAAAUAUCUCUCUGCAAAAUGUGGAUUGUGCACUAAAAGAACAGGACUUAAACCUGCGUUGACAUCCAUGCUUAA